This is a messenger RNA of Amaranthus tricolor (Joseph's coat), 1297 nucleotides long. Its product is annotated as F-box/kelch-repeat protein At3g06240-like. The coding region runs from base 125 to 1273 and encodes 382 amino acids. The record is from RefSeq and is a predicted model, not a curated record. Gene Ontology annotation, molecular function: protein binding. Lineage: Eukaryota; Viridiplantae; Streptophyta; Magnoliopsida; Caryophyllales; Amaranthaceae. The transcript has a single exon.
UUCUCACAAACUAUCCUGAACAUUUAACGGGAAGAGAGGGAGGUCUAUAUAUAUAUACACACUUUGUGCUCUUUGUUAAAACCCACAAAAUCAAGCACCACUGAAAUCGACAAAAUCAACGACCAUGGAUUUUCUUCCAAUGGAAUUAAUAACCUCCGUUCUUACCUUCCUGCCUCCAAAAUCAGUCUGCCGCUUCAAAUGCGUUUCAAAAACAUGGAAUUCUCUCAUUUGUAGUACUGAUUUUGUUAGGCUUCACCUCACUCAAUCUCUAUCCUCCAAGAAUCGUUUUCUUGUGAUCAAUUCUUUGACCCACGGUCUCCGAUCCUUGCAUUUCAAAUCAGACAAUCAAUUCGAAGCAAAAUUUUUAAAUCUGAAACAAAUUCCACCUUUUUCUUCCAUUAACAACAUAGUUAGAAUUUUUGGAUCUUCCAAUGGAUUAAUCGCCUUAUCUUGUGAGUAUCCUGAUGAUUCUUUAUUUGUCGACAUUGUUCUGUUCAACCCCUCUAUUAAUUCAUAUUUUACUGUGCCCCAUUAUGAUCCACCUAAAAGUCUAAUUACUAUGAGUUCUGGGUUUAGUUUUGGGUACGAUAAUUUGAAUGAUGAUUACAAAAUUGUGAAAAUGACUGAUUAUCUUCCGCAUAAUAGUGUAUGGUUAAGGGAAGUUAAGGUUUAUAAUUUGAGAGAUAAUUGCUGGAAGACAGUCCAUAUUGAAUCUAUGAAUCAUAUGCGUUUGCAAUCAUUUUACGGAUAUGCUCUCAUCGACAAUAUAAUUUACUACAUAUUCAAUGCGCAUCUGGAAAAUAAUCCCCUGUUACGAGGGUUUGAUCUUGCAUCCUAUAAAUGGAGCGACAUUGCCUUACCAGAUUUUGAGGGUCAUGAAAUGAAAUGUACUGAUAUUGCUGGUUUAGGGGUAUUGGAUGAUUGUUUAUGCGUAGUGAGUUCAGUUUUGCCAGAAAAAGAGGGUGCUUAUGUAUGGGUGAUGAAAGAAUAUGGUGUUUGGAGUAAAUUGUUUGAUGUGAAUGACGCCAUUAAUGUUGGAGCUUUGAUUGGAGCUCCGAUUUCGUGUUCAAAUGGAGGAGAUGAACUGAUUUUGAAGAGACGAGAUGAAGAUGGUCUUCAUUGUUAUAAUAUUAGGAGCAAAGUGAUUAAACCUGUUACUGUGAUUUGUAACAGGUGUUAUAUUCGUGAUGUUUUUCUUUGCGUGGAAAGUCUUAUUUCUGCUGACAACGUGAUUGAAGUUGGAAAUGAAGAUGCAGAUAAUUGUGAUUUGUAAUGCAGAUUAAUCAUAUGAAUCUUG